AUGAACGGAGCUUCGAACAAAAUGGAUACCUCUACCCCGUCUCAGUCGUCCAGCGCGGACCGGAUGGCUGGCCUGGACCACGCAGAGGUUCGCUAUUUUACGAGCUACGAUCACCAUGGCAUUCAUGAGGAGAUGCUUAAAGAUGAAGUUCGCACAAGAUCAUACCGAGAUGCUAUUUACCAAAAUCGUCAUCUUUUCAAAAAUAAGAUAGUACUCGAUGUGGGGUGCGGGACUGGUAUUCUCAGCAUGUUUGCCGUUCGCGCAGGUGCCAGCCAUGUUAUUGGUGUUGAUAUGUCCUCCAUCAUCGAGAAGGCCCGCCAAAUCGUGGCAGUCAACGGCAUGGCAGACAAGAUCACCCUUCUCCAGGGCAAGAUGGAAGAAGUACACCUCCCGUUUCCCAAGGUCGAUAUCAUUAUAUCGGAAUGGAUGGGCUAUUUCCUUCUCUACGAAUCCAUGUUGGACACUGUUCUCUACGCUCGCGACACCUAUCUUGUCCCCGACGGCAAGAUCUUCCCAGACAAGGCUACCAUAUACCUUGCUGCCAUUGAGGAUGGAGAGUAUAAAGAUGACAAAAUCGGAUUCUGGGACAAUGUAUGGGGUUUCAACUAUUCCCCCAUGAAAGACGUCGCCCUCACCGAACCCCUUGUCGACACCGUCGAAUUGAAAGCCUUAGUCACCGAUCCAUGCCCCGUCCUUACCCUUGAUCUCUACACAGUCACCACCGCCGAUCUCGCCUUCACAGUCCCCUUCAAACUCACCGCGAAACGCAGUGAUUUCAUUCACGCCAUCAUCGCCUGGUUCGAUAUCGACUUCACCGCAUGCCACAAGCACAUCCGGUUCUCUACGGGUCCCCACGCCAAGUACACCCACUGGAAGCAGACAGUGUUCUAUAUUCGUGAAGUCCUCACUAUUGAGGAGAACGAAUCUGUCACUGGUUUUCUGAAGAAUAAACCUAAUGAGAAAAACAAGCGUGAUCUCGAUAUUAAGAUUUCGUACACGUUCGAGACGGAAGAUGGGAUUCGUGCUGCGCAAGGCAGCUGCGAGUACAAAAUGUAA
Paracoccidioides brasiliensis Pb18 is the source of this 1056-nucleotide messenger RNA. Its product is annotated as protein-arginine omega-N methyltransferase HMT1. Bases 1 to 1056 code for a protein of 351 amino acids. Gene Ontology annotation, cellular component: nucleus. Gene Ontology annotation, molecular function: protein-arginine N-methyltransferase activity. The record is from RefSeq and is a predicted model, not a curated record. Gene Ontology annotation, biological process: peptidyl-arginine methylation. The transcript is spliced from 6 exons.